UCUCUUGUCGUUUUUAGCCGCGUACGUAGGUCCACCACGAAACUUCCUCUCCCCCCGACCUAUUGUCCCUCCUCUGUGUCUCUUGUCUCAUCCCAAUCGACGGUACAUGUCUCUGUAACGCCGAGAAACUUCUUCUCUCGCAAUCGAUUCACCGAUCCAAUUCUCCAAAAUUUCUAAUGGCAACUGGUUUUAGCGGCGAUGAAACCGCUCCUUUCUUCGGCUUCCUUGGCGCCGCGGCGGCCCUCGUUUUCUCAUGUAUGGGAGCUGCCUAUGGGACAGCCAAGAGCGGUGUUGGUGUAGCAUCAAUGGGCGUUAUGAGACCAGAGCUCGUGAUGAAAUCUAUAGUUCCUGUUGUUAUGGCUGGAGUGCUUGGUAUUUAUGGUUUGAUUAUUGCUGUUAUUAUUAGUACUGGAAUUAACCCUAAAGCCAAAUCAUAUUACCUCUUCGAUGGUUAUGCUCAUCUUUCUUCCGGUCUGGCCUGUGGUCUUGCUGGCCUUUCUGCUGGUAUGGCUAUUGGUAUUGUUGGAGAUGCUGGCGUCAGAGCUAAUGCACAGCAGCCAAAGCUUUUUGUUGGCAUGAUUCUCAUUCUCAUUUUUGCUGAGGCACUGGCUCUUUAUGGACUCAUUGUUGGCAUCAUCCUUUCUUCUCGAGCUGGGCAAUCUCGAGCAGAAUAGAAUAGCUGGCUGUUGGCAUCACUGGUUAUUCUCAGGUCGGUGAUGCCGGUGAAGAUUGUGCAGGUGUUUUAUGAAGUCAUUUAUCAUGCAUGUUAGUUGACCAUCGAAAUAAAGCUUGUCAUGCUCUACAUUUUUGUUGUAUUCUUCAUAUAUUAGUUGAACCUUGAAAACUAGUGUGCACAUUAUUUGGUUAUUUGUUAUACACUUGUCUUUUUGUUUUGAUCAUCAGCUAAUGUGCUACUGUAAUGGAAUAAUUGCACGCCGCUAAUAGCCCGUUUCUCUGUCUCUUUCAUGCCUCGUGUGAUUAUGUAUUUAUAUGUUUGUAAAAUGUAACUAUUAGUCUGCACUUGGCCAUUUCUUAUCAA
Molecule: messenger RNA, 1039 nt
Organism: Jatropha curcas
Lineage: Eukaryota; Viridiplantae; Streptophyta; Magnoliopsida; Malpighiales; Euphorbiaceae
Product: V-type proton ATPase subunit c2
Biological process (GO): proton transmembrane transport
Cellular component (GO): proton-transporting V-type ATPase, V0 domain
Molecular function (GO): proton-transporting ATPase activity, rotational mechanism
Source: RefSeq, a predicted model, not a curated record